This is a messenger RNA of Drosophila suzukii, 5117 nucleotides long. RefSeq lists its product as uncharacterized. Gene Ontology annotation, molecular function: translation regulator activity; mRNA binding; single-stranded RNA binding. The record is from RefSeq and is a predicted model, not a curated record. Gene Ontology annotation, cellular component: cytoplasm. Gene Ontology annotation, biological process: positive regulation of cytoplasmic translation. NCBI's taxonomy places the organism in Eukaryota, Metazoa, Arthropoda, Insecta, Diptera, Drosophilidae.
CAGUGUAUUAGAGAGGUUCAUAGAAUAAGCUGUAUGCCGAUGACUAUUUAGUAUUAAUAUCGUUUACAUGCUAACUUCCGCAUUUAUGUACCAAUUCCGAUAUUCCGAUUCAAUGUAAAACUAAGUUAAGCUAAUAUAUUAUGAUAAGGAUAUUGAAAAGAGCGGAGAACGGUCACACUGCGAUAUAAGAGAGCUAGCGAGCACAUGUGUAAAUUUAAGCCAAUAUAAAACAGACAAAUAAAAAGUGAAACAGAACGGCAAUAACAACUUCAGAAGUGGGAUUGACACCUUUUUAAACACCCGCCUACAUUUCUGGUUAUCUGAGGACACACAGUUUUUUUUUCUGAAAUGGACAAGAAACAAAUUGUUGAGUGGCUACAAGCCAGUGAAAUCUUGUUCCCAGCAAGUGCAACUUUAAGGCAAUUGCGCAAGCUUGCGUUGGAUGCCGGUUGCCAAGAAGCGGCUGAUAUCCCGGAAAACACAUUGGAGGAAGAAGACGCCAAAAUUGAUAUACUAAGUCAAGGAACCGCUAGCGAAGACAUACACAUACACACAUUGGAAGAAGAAGAAGCAUUGCUUGACGCCGCCAUAAGGGUGGCUGAAAAGAAAAAGAUAUUGGCCGGAUUGAUGCAAAACAACAACAAGACGACAGAUGACAUUAGAAUGGUAAAGCAGCUCAUGGUCCCGUUUUCUGCCACUGAAAAUGAGGAAGCUCUUAAGUGGAUUUUGGAUUUUGAGAGAAUCUGCAGAGAUGUUAAUGAGUGUAAAAAUUUUCAAUUGCGCUGCGUACGAAUGCUUAUGAAACCGGGCACAGAUGCGGACUUGUUUGUGCGUGUUGACCGAUCGAGUACUUACGACGAAUUUAAGAAAAGCUUUAUAGAAACAUUUGGUCAUGGCAGUUCAACUGCUGAUAUUGUAUUGCUGUUAAAGGAAACCAUUUUUAACCCUGCGAAGAACACCGUUAUGGGAUACAUACUUCUUAUGGAGGAAAUUGCUAUGCGUGCUAACAUCGACGAAAAAUUGACAGUCCAGUUCAUCAUUGAUGGUUUUCGUGAUCGUUCAGCCAAUAUCGCCCUAUUGUACACAGCUACAACAAUCGGACAAUUGAAAGAGUUGGCUCGGAAGUAUGCAAGUCUAAGUAAGAAGUCGCACAAUUUUUCCCACCGUGCAGAAAGUUCUGGAAAUGAGCGGAACACAAUCCGCUGCUAUAAUUGUUCCGCUUAUGGGCAUUACGCUUCGUCGUGUACUGCGUCGAAACGCGAGAAGGGGUCCUGUUUCCGUUGUGGAUCCCUCCAACAUAUGCUGAAGGAUUGUCAACAGAAGCCUACAAUUAAUCCGCGGAUGGUGGGCGCAGCCAACAACCAGCCGAUUCGAGAUGACGAAGAGGGGCACAAUAUGUUUAUUCCGAUUGUUAACCAGCGCCAUUAAUUUAAUUCAGCACGCUGCGAUUCCUUAUAGUAACUUUAGCGAUGUAUUGUUUCCGACGGACUACUGUGGAGUUAAUGGAUUUAAAAUUAAAACUUUCGGGAAAAUAUUUGUUAGACUUAUUUUUCAAAACAGAGAAGAAGAAAUUUCAUUUUUUGUUGUACCCAACAACUAUGUUGCAACUAAUGUUCUUUUAGGACGUAAGUUUUUGGAAAAAUUUGGAAUAAAAUUGAUUUUUAAGGAUAAGAUAAAAGAAAUUGUAGAAUUGCAUUUAUUUAAGAAUAUUGAAGCAUAUCGAGACAGUGAACCAUUGAAGAGUUUAGUGAAUAUUGAAGCAUAUCGAGACAGUGAAUCAUUGAAUAGAUUGAACAUUGACAGUGAACCAUUGAAGAGUUUAGUGAAUAUUGAAACAUAUCGAGACAGUGACCCAUUGAAAAGCAGUAGAAGAUUUGAAGAAUUAUGUAAUGAGAGUAAAAUAGAUAGUAAUGAUAGCAUACCAUACAUAUAUAGUAUUGAUGUAUUUAAGGAUGAUGAAAGUAUUGACAUUGACCCGAAGUUAAGCGAUAAGGAUAGGUGCGAACUAAAUGAAAUAAUAAGAUUAAAUUACUUAAAUUUAUCCAACAUCCCAGCUAUCCAACAUAGCUAUGAAAUGAGACUAAGACUUAAGUCGGAAGAGCCUGUACGAUCUGUACCAAGAAGACUUUCAUAUCAGGAAAAGAAAGAAGUAGAUUUAAAAAUUGAUGAGUUAUUGAAAAAGGGAUUCAUAAGAGAAAGCAAUUCGCCCUAUAGUUCCGCUAUUGUACUUGUUAAGAAAAAAUCCGGAGAAAAGCGUAUGUGUGUAGACUAUAGACAACUUAAUAAGAUAACCAUUCGUGAUGGAUACCCGCUUCCCCUCAUAGAUGACUGCUUAGAAAGAUUAGAAGGAAACAAAUAUUUCACACUUUUAGAUUUGAAAAGUGGAUACCACCAAGUGAAAGUAGCAGAAAGUUCAGUGCAGUAUACAGCUUUUGUAACACCCUCCGGUCAAUAUGAAUACACAAGAAUGCCUUUCGGACUCAUGAAUGCACCCGCAGUAUUCAUGAGAUUUAUUAACUUUAUUCUGCAACCUUUGAUUCGCGAAGGAAAUGUAGUAGUCUAUAUCGACGAUAUUGCUAUAGGUUCGAAGACAUUGAAUGAACAUUUUACGACGGUAGGAAGAGUUUUACGAAUUUUAGCAGAGUACCGAUUGGAAAUUAAGGUAAGCAAAUGCCAGUUCGCUUACGAAAGCAUUGAAUUUUUAGGGUACACACUUAGUGGAAAAGGAAUCAGUCCAAAUUAUGAGCACACAUCAACUAUUAAACAUCUUCCGAUACCAAAAGAUCGCCACGGAAUGCAAAAAUGCUUAGGAUUAUUUUCGUACUUUAGGAGAUUUAUUCCGGCAUAUUCAAAAAUAGCGAAACCAUUGCAAGAGCUCACAAAAGUAGGCGCUAAGUAUGAACUCAGUGAAGAUUGCAUCAAUAUUUUUGAAUAUCUUCGGGAGAAAUUAAUUUCAUUUCCUAUACUAUCUUUGUACAACCCGAACCGAGAAACUGAAUUGCAUUGCGACGCAAGUAGCGAGGGAUUUGGUGGAAUCUUAUUGCAAAAACAGGAUGAUAGCAAGUUCCACCCAAUAGCCUACUUUUCACAAAGAGCAACAAAAUUAGAGGCAAGAUAUGAAAGCUUCAAAUUGGAAACUUUAGCUGUAGUCUACUCAUUACGAAAAUUUAGAAUAUACCUAGAAGGAAUUCCAUUUAAUAUAGUGACAGAUUGUAAUGCAGUAGUAUUAUGUUUAGGAAAAGGACGCCUUAAUUCAAGUAUUGCCAGAUGGGCUUUAGAGUUGGCCAAUUAUAAUUAUACCCUUAAGCAUCGUAGUGGAAAAUAUAUGACACAUGUUGAUACAUUGAGUAGAUACCCUUCAGCCUUAAAUGAGAAUUUUGAAUAUGAACCUGUAGUGAAUAUUCAGGGAAGAGACAACAAAGAUCAAAUAGUUUCAGUAAUUGACAGUGACGACAUUAAUCUUCAGCUUCAGAUAACGCAAAAUAGGGAUAGUAUUAUAGUAAAAUUGAAAGAACAAUUAGAACUUGGAAUUGUGAAGAACUUUAUAUUGAAUGAUGGAAUUGUUUAUAGAUUAGGUGAGAAUGAUAUUGAACUGUUAUAUGUACCAGCUGAAAUGGAAUCCCAUAUAAUUAGAAGAGUUCAUGAAAAUUUAUGCCAUUUAGGUACAGAGAAAUGUUUAAAGGAAAUAAUGAGACAUUAUUGGUUUCCGAACAUGAAAUCUAAAAUAGAAGCAUUUAUUGGAAAUUGUUUAAACUGUAUCAUGUUUACGGUACCCACACAUGCGAAUAAUCGAACACUACAUAAUAUACCCAAGCGACCAAUUCCUUUUGAUACAUUACAUAUAGAUCAUUUUGGACCAUUGCCCUCAGUCAUAUCGAAAAAGAAACAUUUGUUAGUAAUUAUUGAUGGAUUUACCAAAUUCGUUAAAUUGUUUCCGGUAAAUUCAACGAGUACGAAAGAAGUUAACAUUUGUUUUUCGAAAUAUUUUCAAUAUUACAGUCGACCACGUAGAAUCGUAAGUGAUAGAGGUACAUGUUUCACGUCAUUAGAAUUUGCAAAAUUUUUAUUGGAAAAUAAUAUCGAACACGUUAAGGUAGCAACUGCGUCACCUCAGGCGAACGGCCAGGUGGAGAGAGUAAAUAGGACUGUAAAAGCGAUGCUAGCCAAGAUAACUGAACCAAUUAAGCACGAGGAUUGGAGCAAACUCUUAGUUAAGGCCGAAUAUGCCAUUAAUAAUUCAAUGCAUUCAACUACGAAAGAAUUACCCUCAGUGUUGUUAUUUGGAGUUCAGCAGAGAGGUUGUAAUAUUGACGCAUUAACAGAAUACUUAGAUGAUAGAAAUGAUAUACCACAGUGUGAUUUAGUAAAUGUCCGCAAAAACUCUUCAGAUAAAAUUGAACAGUGUCAGAAAAGAAGCAAGGAAUAUUUUCAGAAGAAUCACAAAAAUCAUGUAGAAUUCGCAGAAGGCGAUUUUGUUGUAAUGCGAAACAUUGACACCACAAUUGGUACAAAUAAAAAAUUUGUGCCAAAGUACAAAGGACCAUACAUCGUUAAAAAAGUUUUGCCAAACGAUAGGUAUGUUGUAAGUGAUAUUGAAAAUUGUCAAAUUAGCCAAAUUCCCUAUGAUGGAAUUGUAGAAGCAUGUCGGUUGCGGAAAUGGGCAGAUUGGCGUAAUCAGUGUGAAAGUAACUCCUAAAAUGUUAAUCUAAUACUUAUGUCUAAUUUAUUUAUAACUAACCAACUUUGUGCACAUAUAUAUCAUAACUAUUCUAAUUAGCUUAUACGCACAGAUACAAAACUAGAAACUCACGAUCGAGGACGAUCUAAUUGUCAGGAUGGCCGAGCUGUUAGCAGUGUAUUAGAGAGGUUCAUAGAAUAAGCUGUAUGCCGAUGACUAUUUAGUAUUAAUAUCGUUUACAUGCUAACUUCCGCAUUUAUGUACCAAUUCCGAUAUUCCGAUUCAAUGUAAAACUAAGUUAAGCUAAUAUAUUAUGAUAAGGAUAUUGAAAAGAGCGGAGAACGGUCACACUGCGAUAUAAGAGAGCUAGCGAGCACAUGUGUAAAUUUAAGCCAAUAUAAAACAGACAAAUAAAAAGUGAAACAGAACGGCAAUAACA